AUGAGAUUUCUCCUUCUCUUGACCUGGCUUUUCAUAGGCGCAGCAUCCUCAGCACGAGUCACAAACCCAAAGAAAGUCCCUCGCGAUGCGGUCCUGCUCUCCAAAGUCUCUGCGCUCACCGUCCGCGCUGGUAAACAGACUUCAUCCCGCCGUGUUCCAGCUGUUCCUCAAUUACUAUGUGUUGGUCCGUCGAAGAUCUGCAAUUUAUACACCGUUGAUGUGAUGCGCUGUACGAACGAAGGCGUCGAUUACGAUGAAAACAACGUACAAUGGAGCUGCAAGGCAUCCUUGCCAGAAGAUUUUAAACUGGGAAGUACAGAUGUCAUCUGCGAGGGUUACGAGAGCAGCGACGAUCCCUACGUCCUGAAGGGUAGUUGCGGGGUUGAGUACCGAUUGUUGCUCACUGAGAAGGGUGAGGAGAAAUACGGCUCAUCGACCAACUUUGGUUCGGGUCUGAUGGACAAGAAUACGACUUCAGGAACCCUCAUAAGUUGGGUGUUCAUGGCUGUCUUCUUCAUCGUGCUGUUUAUUAUCAUACGGGGGUUUUGGAUGGCUUGGAGAGACCAGACCCCUCAUAGACGACGACCUCGAGGCGGCGGAUACGGUGGCUUUGGAGGAGGUGGUGGCGGCGAUGAUGACCCCCCGCCACCUUAUGAUCCUCGCCCUCCUCGCCCUAAGAAGCCUGCGUUCACAUCUAGUUCGAGUGCUGGUUCUAGCUCUACAAGACCUGCACAGCCUCGGCAGGAAGAAGGCUGGCGACCAGGGUUUUGGACGGGAACUGCCGCAGGUGCUACCGCAGCCUAUCUCGCUUCGAGAGGUACCCAGACAGCGCCACAGCCACCACGAAGAGACAACGGGUGGUUCGGUAGAAGGAGAGAUGAUGACUGGUUCGGAGGCGGCAACAACAACAAUAACGGUCAAGGUGGUUGGUUUGGUGGCGGAAAUAGAGCAGCUGCUCCGCCUAGGCAGUCCUCUUGGGGAUCUGGAACCGAAAGUGCAAGCCCCUCGACGACUCGUCACACAAGUACGGGAUUUGGAGGGACUAGCAGGCGUUGA
Molecule: messenger RNA, 1056 nt
Organism: Exophiala oligosperma
Lineage: Eukaryota; Fungi; Ascomycota; Eurotiomycetes; Chaetothyriales; Herpotrichiellaceae
Exons: 1
Coding region: 1-1056 (351 amino acids)
Biological process (GO): regulation of store-operated calcium entry
Cellular component (GO): endoplasmic reticulum membrane
Source: RefSeq, a predicted model, not a curated record